CCACCAGAAAAACCACCUCCUUUUCUCUGUCAUUCCUACCCCGCGUACCCCAAUUCCUUGUCUCUUUCUCAGAAACUACACACAUCAACAACAAAAAUGUCACCCACAACAUCAAACUACCUCUUCGGAGGCCCCAAUCCCUGGACCCCCGAAGACUGGACCUCCUCCGACGACCGCGUCCGCGGCGGUGCCUCCCACUCCUACCUCACCAUCACGCCUUCUUCUUCCGAUGGCAAAAAGAACACAGCUCGCUUCCACGGUACCCUCGACAUCCACACCCUCGGCGGCGCCGGCUUCGCCUCGCAACGCACCAUCACCACCACCAAGGAAUGGGACCUCUCCCGGUUCUCCGGGCUGGAACUGCAUGUCCCCCGCGCCGACGACAAGCGCUACACCCUCACGCUGAAGGACGAGAUCCUGCCGAAUCGGCCGGACGGGCGGGAGCGGAGCUCGGUGUCGUGGGAGGUGGACUUUACGGUCCCAGAGGGAGGUGGAAGGCUGCGGUUCCCGUGGAAGGAAUUUCGGCCGACGUACCGCGGGAGGGAGGUUAGGGAUGGGGUCAAGCCGCUUGAUCUGAAGAGGGUGCGGAGGGUGGGGAUUAUGGUUCGGAGUUUCUUUGGAGAACAGGAGGGCGAGUUUGAGUUGGUGGUGGAGUCGAUUCGGGGAUUUCAGGAGCGGAAGGAGGAGAUGAGGUAUAAGGAUGAUGUCUCUGCGACUGUUGGUGCAGUGGACGAGGAGGAAUAUAGUGAGAAGUGGGGUGGGGAGGGCGAGGGGCUGGGUCACGAGGCGCAAUGGAUGGCUAGCUCUCGGCCUUGGAAUCGGUGGAGAGCGAUGUUCUGCUGUGGGGUUUAGUAGUGCUUCCGGUCUAUCAUGACGAAGCGAAGGCAGGGUGUGGCUGAAAUAGAAGAAAACGACACUAUAG
This is a messenger RNA of Aspergillus japonicus CBS 114.51, 922 nucleotides long. Its product is annotated as CIA30 family protein. NCBI's taxonomy places the organism in Eukaryota, Fungi, Ascomycota, Eurotiomycetes, Eurotiales, Aspergillaceae. Gene Ontology annotation, biological process: NADH dehydrogenase complex assembly. The transcript has 3 exons. The coding region runs from base 97 to 852 and encodes 251 amino acids. The record is from RefSeq and is a predicted model, not a curated record.